GGAUCACUUACAGGCCCAUCAAACAUGGAAACUUCAGUACUGAAUAACAUGGUUUCGCGCCGUCCUGUCAAACCACACCGUAACCAUCGGCUGGUUGGACGCAUGUAUGCAUAUAGUGUCCCUUUGCAACUCAUGGGAAGCCCCAGUCGCACUGUGCCAUUUUGCAACUGCUCUCAUGGGUUACACCCUCUCACACACAUGCGAUAAUAUGAACUGACCUCUUGUUACUGCGGAAUCUGCCAGUAAACCAUCCACCAGCAGCUGUUAGGCCGCACAAUAAAAGGCCGCCGAAUUGUGUUUUUCAUAGCUCACCAAUAACCUUCGAUUGCCCUCGGCUUUUGCACGGCAUCACGGAUCCUGAAAACUCUCUCUUCUGGUACCCACCACCCAAAGGUCGCCUACAGCUCGCUCGAGAAUAUCAGAAUGGCUUCAGGCGGUACUGGGUCCUUUGACCCUCUAGUCGUUGCAGCUCAACGGCCGAACUUCCAAAUUGGACAGCACGACUCAAGGAGACAGGCCCCUCUGUCUGACUUGCAAUAUGGCUAUCUGCUUAACCAAGGAAUUAACUUCGUCACGACUCCCAUCACCAAUGAAAACUUCAGAAAACGCGUCUUCGCCUUGGUAGAGAAGCACCUCUCCCUGCUGCGAGACUCAGAGAAAUCGGGGACGACCACCUCUACCUCAGCACUGGCUGAGCCUGUUCUGCCGCCUCUCACCCCUGAGGAUACCAGCGUCUUUCCUAGUGCAUCUGUGAACACGUACACGGGCUUCAUCAGCCCUUGGAUCGACCUCGCCUCUCCUAACCCCAUCAUCGCGAGCAUCUCUCGGCAGGUACUGAACCUUGAGAUCAACUAUGCCAAUUUCACUGGCCUGAGAUCGCUCGUUCUGCCAGGCCCAUUGCGAGAUGCGUCAAAGAAUGGCGGUAACCAAGGCCUUGCCCAGUACUCUCGCGCUGUCCGUGAGGCACUUACCGUGGGGAGUCGGUUGACUUUCUUGGUUCACAUGCCCAUGUAUCGCGAACCUGGGGCGGAGCAGACCGAGUCGCUGUCAUCGCUCGACAAGAACUUGCCGUCCCAAGAAGCCGAGAAGGAUGUGGACAUCUACACAUCCUGGGACUCCUGGAAUCACAUUCGUGGCAUAUGUGACUAUAACCUGCGACUGUUUGUUGCUCUCCAGAUGCCCAGGAAACUACCGGAAAAGAACUUGCAAGACCGAUGGUUCGCUGAGCCUCUUCACUAUCUGACCCUGUGUCCUCAAGUUUUCCAAAAGAACCAGAGUGGGUACCCUAGUCUCACGAAACACCACCAGCAGCUCAUCUUCGAUUACAUGCGCUUGAAGAAUUACCCGUGGCUGUUGCUAUGCGAUGUUGGACCCGAUGUGUCCGGCAUUGACACGCUUGCUGGGUCCCUCGCCGACAAGGGCGUGGACACGUCUUCCAAAGACCAGUUCCCUAGCCUGUCCGAGGCUCAGAAUGCCCCUCAGCCCUCCUUUAGCACAAAGGCACCCAGUGACCAUGUGGACUACAUCAAAUGGCUCGAGUCACAACAGCCACCUCUAACGUACCUCGAAUCGGACACGCUCACCAGCUUCCAGGACUGGCUCCAAUCACCUCUACAGCCGUUGUCCGACAACCUGGAGUCCGCGACGUAUGAGGUGUUUGAAGGAGACCCAGUGAAAUAUGAACAGUACGAGUUUGCUUGCAUAGAAGCACUUUCGGAGUGGAAGGAACUGAAGAAACCAACUUCGAAAGAAGGCGUGGUCGUUAUAGCCGUGGCUGGGUCUGGCAGAGGCCCCCUGGUCACCCGCGCCCUUCGAGCUGCUGAAGCGACCGGCGUUGCAGUUGAGGUCUGGGCGGUCGAGAAGAACCCCAACGCAUAUGUGUAUCUGUUGCGCAUGAACGAGACCGUGUGGGAGGGAAAAGUCAAUGUCGUCAAGACUGACAUGCGAGCCUGGAAGGGGCCGGUGAUCUCGAGCACGGCGGAGACUGGACCGGUAUAUGGCAAGGUCGACAUCCUCAUCUCCGAAUUGCUCGGUUCCUUUGGCGACAAUGAACUGUCACCCGAGUGCCUGGAUGGUAUCCAGCAUGUCAUGGCCAAGCCUCAUGGCAUUUCGAUUCCAAGCGCCUACACCGCUCACUUCAGUCCGAUUGCGACGCCGAAGCUGUACGCUGACAUCUUGUCACGGUCUGCAACGGACGAGAUUGCUUUUGACACACCGUGGGUUGUCCACCUAUAUGCCCUCCACUUUGUCUCGCAGAAAGUGCCUGGCCAUGCGCGCAUCCAAGAGGCUUGGGAAUUCACGCAUCCAAUCCCAGAGGAUACCCUCCAGUCUGUCGAGGCAAAGCGCUCAGGCGGCGUUGUUGGUGGUGGUGGCGGCAGCAUGGCUGGAGCAGCCGGUGCGAAUGAUCACAACUCGCGCUACUGCCACCGAACAUUCGUAUGCCCAACUCGCGGUGUGAUGCAUGGUUUGGCAGGGUAUUUCGAAUCGACGCUAUAUGAGUCGCAGACAGAGGUGACACGGGGUCAGAAAGUUGAGAUCAGCACACACCCUGAUUACAUUGAGCAGAAGAGUAAGGACAUGAUCUCAUGGUUUCCCAUCUUCUUUCCCCUCAAGAAACCUCUUUACUUCCCUGGCGAUACUGAGCUUGAGAUCAGCAUGUGGAGGCAGACUGAUGAUACCAAAGUUUGGUACGAGUGGCUCGUUGAGGCGUGGACAUGGGUUGGCCCAUCGUCAAGGAUUAAAGUAGCCUCGUCUGAGCUAUGUAGCAGCCGCAAGGUAGCUUGCUUGAUGUAGGCAGUCAUGGAUGAAUGAAGAACAUUGAAGCCCGGGUCUUCGGCUUGAAGCUUUCCGAAUUGGUGCCUUAGUUUUUCCCUGCCAUCAAAGGCCGAUAUC
Molecule: messenger RNA, 2892 nt
Organism: Emericellopsis atlantica
Lineage: Eukaryota; Fungi; Ascomycota; Sordariomycetes; Hypocreales; Bionectriaceae
Product: protein arginine N-methyltransferase
Exons: 4
Coding region: 424-2793 (789 amino acids)
Biological process (GO): peptidyl-arginine N-methylation; regulation of DNA-templated transcription
Cellular component (GO): cytosol; nucleus
Source: RefSeq, a predicted model, not a curated record